AUGGUAGCCAUUCAGCUUCUAACUUCAGCUUGUUCAAUUAGGCUCUGGCAAUGAAACUUGGAAGCUGAUUGGUUUCUCUGCAGAGCUGCACCAGAUUUUGUAGCUUGCAGUUUUAGUAAAAACACCCAAUGUAUGAUUUUGCUGCCUCCCUGGCGGUAUUCCCGAGUGUAGCUCGGGGUAAAGUUUCAGUACCACAAGCGGUAACCCUGAGCUACACUCGGGCUUACCAUGCGGCGGCUCCGCGAUCCCUCGGUCACUUACCUUGUCCUGCGCUCCCGCGAUGUCCCUCCUGCAGUGUCCCCAGUAAUUUAAACCCGCGGAUGCCGGCAUCUGUCAUCUGGGUUCUGUCCCUUGCGAGUGUUGGGACGUACGGGGGACGGAACGGUGGGAAAUUUGAAAAUGACAAAAAGUGACAUUCACUAAAUACACUAA
Staurois parvus is the source of this 432-nucleotide messenger RNA. Lineage: Eukaryota; Metazoa; Chordata; Amphibia; Anura; Ranidae. The record is from the annotation of a GenBank genome assembly.